CAGGCGGGCGCGGCGUCGCGUGCGCGGCGGUUGUGUAUCUGGAGCCGUCGGGCAGGCUACUUUGAUUUAGUGGAAAUGCUGAAUGGCUCAGUUGCAGCUGGCUGUGUGUUCGCAUAUGGAUCCAAUACCAUCCAAUUCCAGUCUUCCUGCAACAAGCCAGGAAAGAUGUCAUCCUGAAGUUCUUAAAGAACAGUCCCAGUUAGAACAUCUGAGGAAUAAUAUCCAGCAGCAACUUGUGUGCUGUAAAGAUAAGAAAUUGAAAGAUCUUCAUAUUCUCAAAGAGCGGAGCUCUUCCUGUACUCAGCCUGCAGAAAGUAGUCAGUUGGUCUUAGAUAAAGCAGGCUUUUAUUCUGCUGGCCCCCAUAACUGGUGUUUCAAGGGUCAGGCCAGCACUGUGCCUUCCCACUGGAGAAUGAAGCGGAGAGAAGGUAUUGACAGAGCAUAUCCACUUAAGCCGGUUUUUCACCCAAAAUCUGGGAAUGUUCCCUUACCAAGUUCUUGGCAAGUUGGAAAUACACCAGCAACAGAGAUUACUUCCUGUGGGAUUAGCUCAGAGAAAACAAAAAUGUCACAUUCGGUAAAGGCUCAGCCUAUAGGGGUCCACUCUCCUUUUUCUGUACAACAAUCUAAUAGAACAACUUCUCAUUCACAAAGAGCAGAGUCAGGCUAUAUUCAAAAACUGGAGGCUGCUGGACGAAGUUUGGAGGAGGAAAUCCAGCGAAAGGAGGCUCUCCUUAGGGAGAAACUAAGGAAAACAGAAGAAGAGCUCCGUAAAAUCCAGUGGAAAAGACAGCAGACUAAAGCAGAAGCAAAAAGAGAGCAAGGAGGAUUAUGGUUGCCCGAGAAAAAAAUGACAGCUAUUUCCCAAAACUGUGAUUCCAAAUCUACUGCACAACAUGAUAACGAUAAAAAAAUACUUGUUUCAGAGACUGUAAUAGCUUCAAUUGGGACUGCCCUGCUUCCACAGACGCUUCAUAUGGAAAGGCUCAAAAAGCAACAAUUGAUAGCUAGCAACAAUAAAAUUAGAGAUAACUUCUCCAAUAUUUCUUCCACUCAGAACCUAGAACCAGCAUCUAUACACAACCAGUCUUGUUCUCCAACAGGAAACCCAGUAAGUCAUGCAGAAUCAAUGGCAGCAGAACCAUCCUAUAUAGAGGUCCAGAAUGAUAUAGAAGAUUGGGGAGAAUGCAAUUUUUGUGGACGGAGACUUUACUCUUCCAGGUUGGAGAAACAUGUGAAUAUUUGCAGCAAACAUUAUGGAUCCAAAAGAAAAGUGUUUGAUUCAAGCAAGGCUAGAGCAAAGGGCACUGAAUUGGAGACCUAUCAUCUCUUGAAGGGCACAUAUAUUUCACAGAAAAAAACUUCUAGCCAAAGUCCUGAGACUCCCAAGCAAAGCAAUACUACAUCUAAACAAAGCAAUUGGAGACAGAAGCAUGACUCUUUCAUCAAGACUUUGCGCAGGGCUCGUGAAGUGCAGCGCAUUAUCUCCCAAGGGGGAAAAGCCUCAGAUCUUCCCCCAGCACCAGCUAUGGAAAACCCAGACUACAAAUUGUGUCCAUAUUGUACUCGUCAGUUUGCACCUAAGGUUGCUGAGAGACAUAUUCCCAAGUGCAAGAACAUUAAGAAUAGGCCUCCACCACCACAGCAAAAAAAGCGUUGCUAGUAAAUGGACAAGAUGAUAUCUACAACUGGUGUAAUCAUACUUAGGUUUCUUGCAGUUUUUCUCAGUUUGAUGCUAUUGAGAAGUAGUUUCAGUGUAAAACCAAUGAGAAAUCCACUAAUUUUAAAUGGUCAUUUUUAUACUACAGGUCAAGGCACCUAUUGGUAGAGAGACAAAAAGUGGUUUUGUUUUUAUCAUCUUGAAAUUUUGUAUUCUGUAAAAAUGGUUCCCUGAGAUUCCUUGCAUAUUUUGUAGUGGAAUUUUUGCCUGUUUCUUAGAACAUAGACGAAGGGCCCUGCAAAAAGUCAUAUUAAAAAUUGGAAGAAAAUACUAAGUUCUUAUAAAUCAUGGCUCUAUACUUGUGACUCUUUGAUGGCAUCCAAGAUCAAUUAUUUCUUGUAUGAGCUGCCAGAGAUAAAUGAUUCCCAUUUCUGUGCUGAGAACCAUAACAAAAAGCACCCAUGUUCUAGAAAAUUCAUAUUUUAAAUAUUAGAAUAAUAGCUGGAGAAGAAUAAGAGCUAUGUCAUUGUAUUACAUACUGCUAUUUCCAUUAGCUGGGAAAAGCUUUAAACAGUUUUUUCCCCAUUACAUAGUUAGUGUUUUUCACUUUAAUCUAUAAAAAUUGCUGUAAAAAAAGUAGAAAUUUGGAUGGAUUGUUCUUUAUAGCAUAAUUGUAGUACCUGAUUUUCAACUCUCUACAACUUUAAGAUCAGUGAAGGGAAACUGAGAUAGUUAUUUGGAAGUGGGGAGUUGUUUAGCUCUGCCUUUGCUAACAGAUGAAUGAUUAAAAUGUCUGGGAAUAGGUCAACCAGAACAAUCAGCAAACAAAUAGAAUAAAUAUAUAUAUAAGCAAAUUAGCUGUAAGCAAAUUAUCAUAAAAUAUAUAGAAUGUAAGUUGCUUGCAAAGGCAAAUGAAUGUGGAAACAUAGAUUAAUGCUUUGUUUGGAAAAUACCAAUUUUGCAUAACACAGUUAGCAAAGUAUAGUAUGUGAUUCCCAAAAAUUGAAUUGCUAGUUUUAUCUGUGCCUCAAAUUUUCAAUGAUCUGGUGCUAACUUAAAAAGCUUCCUUUUACAAUAAUAGGUUUAAAAUUCAUUAUGUGAUGUGAAAAAUAAUUGUUGCCUAUGUUGCUAAAUUUGUCGGAAGCUAAAAUGUAUGAAGAAUGGUUGCAGAAAUUGGGGUAUGUCUAGUUUGAUGAAA
Messenger RNA from Thamnophis elegans (Western terrestrial garter snake), 2858 nucleotides. RefSeq names its product zinc finger C2HC-type containing 1C (gene ZC2HC1C). Lineage: Eukaryota; Metazoa; Chordata; Lepidosauria; Squamata; Natricidae. Bases 83 to 1663 code for a protein of 526 amino acids. The record is from RefSeq and is a predicted model, not a curated record. The transcript is spliced from 3 exons.